Messenger RNA from Synchiropus splendidus (mandarinfish), 5616 nucleotides. RefSeq names its product solute carrier family 9 member 7 (gene slc9a7). The transcript has 16 exons. Lineage: Eukaryota; Metazoa; Chordata; Actinopteri; Syngnathiformes; Callionymidae. Gene Ontology annotation, cellular component: membrane; recycling endosome. Gene Ontology annotation, molecular function: sodium:proton antiporter activity. The record is from RefSeq and is a predicted model, not a curated record. Bases 191 to 2266 code for a protein of 691 amino acids. Gene Ontology annotation, biological process: sodium ion transport; regulation of pH; proton transmembrane transport.
CCCCCGCUAGUGAGUCAGUAUCAAGGCUCUCUCCUCCUCACCUCCACCACACGGAGCCGUGUCUCUUUAAGAGGUUGAACUCGCCGGUCUGAGAGCAGAGGAUCGCUUCCCAGUGCUGGGCUCAGCUGUCUGCGCUCCCUCCAGCAGCGUCAUGACUUAGACCGCAGCAGCACCAGCAGCAUCCAGCACCAUGGACGCGCUCUCACCGCGGGGCCGCAGCGCUGGCUCCGGCGCGCUGCUGUCCGCCUGGAUCCUCCUUCACACGGUGUCGGGGCAGGCGGCGGAGGACGACGGGAUGGGUGAACUUGCCACCGAGAAGGAGGCUGAGGAAAGUCACCGUCGAGACAGCGUCAAUCUGCUGACAUUCAUCCUGCUGCUGACCUUAACCAUCCUGACCAUAUGGCUCUUCAAGCACCGGCGGGUUCGGUUCCUCCAUGAAACCGGGCUGGCCAUGAUUUACGGCUUGCUCGUCGGUGUAAUUCUGCGAUACGGCAUCCCUGCUACCAGCUACCACAACAAGACGCCACCGAGCUGCUCACUGAAGCAAGGCCCAACAAACACGCUCCUGCUCAAUGUCAGCGGCAAGUUCUUCGAGUACACGCUCAAGGGAGAGAUCAACUCCCGAGAGAUAAACAACGUGGAGCAGAACGACAUGCUGCGCCAGGUGACAUUUGACCCUGAAGUGUUCUUCAACAUACUGCUGCCUCCCAUUAUUUUCCACGCCGGUUACAGUCUGAAGAAGAAACACUUCUUCAGGAAUCUGGGCUCCAUUUUAACGUACGCAUUUCUCGGCACUGCCAUCUCCUGUUUUGUGAUUGGGAAUCUGAUGUACGGAGUGGUCAAGCUCAUGCAGCUCUAUGGACAGCUGGCUGACAAAUUCUACUACACAGACUGCCUUUUCUUCGGGGCCAUCAUCUCGGCCACAGACCCAGUGACAGUGCUGGCCAUCUUCAGUGAGCUCCAUGCAGACGGUGACCUUUACGCUCUCUUGUUUGGAGAGAGCGUCAUGAACGACGCAGUGGCAAUUGUGCUGUCCUCGUCCAUUAUUGCCUACCAACCCAGUGGAGCCAACACACACAAGUUUGAUGCUUCAGCCUUUUUCAAGUCUGUGGGUGUUUUCAUCGGAAUCUUCAGUGGCUCUUUUGUCAUGGGUGCAGCCAUCGGAGUGGUCACCGCUCUCGUGACAAAAUUCACCAAGCUUCACUGCUUUCCCUUGCUGGAGACGGCGCUCUUCUUCCUCAUGUCCUGGAGCACCUUCCUGUUGGCUGAAGCCUGUGGAUUUACAGGUGUCGUGGCUGUGCUCUUCUGUGGCGUUGCACAGGCUCACUAUACAUACAACAACCUUUCUGAAGAGUCCACAGUGCGCACCAAGCAGCUCUUUGAGGUGCUUCACUUCCUGGCAGAGAAUUUCAUCUUCUCUUACAUGGGCUUGGCUCUGUUCACUUUCCAGAACCACGUUUUCAGUCCCAUCUUCAUCGUUGGUGCAUUUGUUGCCAUAUUCGUUGGAAGAGCCCUCAACAUUUACCCUCUGUCUUUCCUCCUCAACCUCGGGCGGAGGCACAAGAUCUCAGGAAACUUUCAGCACAUGAUGAUGUUUGCAGGUCUGCGAGGGGCGAUGGCUUUUGCUCUGGCCAUCAGGGACACAGCCAGUUAUGCUCACCAGAUGAUAUUCACCACAACGCUGUUGAUCGUCUUCUUUACCGUCUGGGUGUUCGGUGGGGGCACGACUCCCAUGUUGUCAUGGCUGCACAUCAGGGUGGGUGUGGAACCGGACCAGGACCCGCAGCCUUCUAGUGACAGCUUCCAAGUCUUACAAGGGCAGGAAGGCACGGAGGAUAAAGGCCACAGCAAAACCAAGCAGGAGAGUGCUUGGCUCUUCAGAAUGUGGUACACUUUUGAUCACAAUUAUCUCAAACCAAUGCUGACACAUAGUGGCCCGCCCCUCACCUCCACCCUGCCCAGCUACUGUGGCCCUCUGGCCAGUUGCCUGACCAGCCCUCAGGCUUACGAGAACCACGAGCAGCUCGGGGAUCAUGACUCAGACCUCAUUCACAAUGAUGGAGAUUUGACCUUCGCGUUCGGUGACACCGCCAUUACGGCAAACGGCAGCGGGGGCGAGGCAGCUGGAGGGUCAGCCUGGAGUGCCAAUGGGAAACGGAGUGGCAGCACCUCAGAGGAGGCACUGGAGCGUGAGCUCGACUCCCGGGAGCAGGAGCUGCUGAGCCGCGGCACACGCCUGGUCUUCCCCAUGGAGGAUCAUAUCUGACACUCUCACUCCUCUCACCUGAGCUGUGAACUUCCCUGACCUGGCCCCUAGAUCACCUUGCCCUUAACGCUCCUGCAGGAUCAUGGAGACUCGUGCUGCAGCGAUAAGAGAUGUGAGAGAAGACAGGAAGCAGUGUGGAGAAUAUAAGUGAGCUCUUGUCUUUUCGCUGAGCUCGGUCCUUUCACAGAGAUACAAUGUAUUCUCUAGGAGACGUGUCCUCCUGUAUGCCAGGACAUGCACACUCUCUGUGCUGUUUGUCUGUGACUGACUUUCUUUAUUCUCUUCUCUGUGGAUGCUGGACACCUUAAUGCAGGCAAACCUGGAGAUUUAGUCUCCAACUUUGUCAAAGUUUGUCUUCAUGUUAAAGUAGUGAACUCUGAGACAAUAUGACUGUUCCCUUUACACAAAAUCUAUAUGCCGAAAUGAAGCUAAAUGAACCAAACUUUAUGGUGUAUAGAUUCAUUUGUGCUAUCUAUGUUUGCCAUUUGUCAGUCUGUGUGGGUCAAACUGAAUCAUCUAUGAUGGUGAGAGAUGCCUUUGGCUUGUCAGUUGCACAUGAGAGGGCCAGUGACUGUUUCACCCUCUCAGCCAUGAUGCAUCGUAAUGGGUGAACAACUCAAGCUUGUACAUAGCGACAACGCAAAGCUUUGUUUUCCGGCAAAGAGACAGCUCUUUAUGGACGAACAUCAGUGGUAUUCACAUCGGUGAUGUGGCAAGAAAAUGAAGGUUUGAUGCAAAUGUUUUUGCAAAGGAUUUCCAUUGCAAUUUAGUCCAUGGCAGGCCUUCACAUUACUUUGCACUUUUGCUACAUUUUGUACUGAAGCAGUGCCGAUGCAUGGACUUAUGAUAUCAAAAAGAUUUUUUUCGAUCAGUGAAUCCGGCCAAAACUGAAGUAUGAGGAAAAAUAGCUUUAGAUUCACAUUGUACGACUGUGUUCUCUGAUUUUGGGCAGAAAUGUAAAAACUGCCAACAUGUCAUAGUACCAAUAGAGGCAAAUGAUAUAUAUUUUUCCUUCUUUCCUGUUUUUUUUAUCCUUUUAAGUUUAAACAUAUCAAGUGAUUUGCAAACAGCAAAAUGAAUGAAUGAAUUUGCCGUGCUCUGUGCGUUGUAAUAAAACAGUGAGAAAACAUGGGCAAGUCAGAGUGAGCUGUUGGAAAUCCUGUCGUAUCAAAAUUGUAGUUGUACAUUUCUGAGCAUCAUUCGGUAGCAAGGUUGUUUGGCAAUUAUGAUUUUAUAUAUAUAUAUAUAUAUAUAUAUAUAUUCCAGUAGUGAAAUUCCAACUUAUUAAAACCAAGCUGUUUCACAUUUUCCAAAACAGAAGUGUCAAACCACAUAACACGUGUCGAAACAAAAAAUUCAGCAAAUGUCAAUUACAGUGAAUUGAUGUUUUUGACAUUUCUAUUUUGGAAUCCAGAUGUGAUUGAACCUUAGGUUGACUCUAAAUUGCCAUUUGUGUAAGCAGAUGCAAGAUGUGUAAGCAAAAGAUGCAGGAAAAUGUCUGUGAAAUGGCGUCACACAGGGGACCAUCUACUCCCUUCCCUGGCUAAGUUGUCGAUGGAGAUCAAUUCACGGACUGAUUAAUUGUGAGCUCAGGGUUGCGCAGGUUUCUUGUAACAUUUCUGUCUAUUCCCAUCCCUUCCCAUGUGCAUGGUUUGCAAGCACUCGGUGAUGUAAACUUUUGAUCCCUAGUUUCAUUUUGAACAGUGCAUUUUUAUUUCUCUUCCUCUGCUGUAAUAAAAAAAAGCAGGAACCAUACAUGGUGAUGACUAUGAGGCUUGUUAAAGGUCACUUGACAAUGAUUCAGUGUUGACUCCGUCUGCGGUGUUUUUCAAGCAGGUUGAUCUUCUCCAGGAGUAAAGUUCAAAUGUGUUUAAUUAUUCAUCCUGCCUUCUUCACAACUCUGACUGAAUCUGUUGCUCAACUCUAUCAAUUAGUAUUUGCCCACUAGUAAACUGCUGUUGUUGCUGAAGGACACUUGUUGACUUGUGCGUUUAUAAAUAAUAGGAGAGGAACAGUUGUGUUGAAAUGUGACACAAAGGGCCCCUCUCGGGUUUAAUGGGUCACCAGGGACGUCCAAGGGGAAAACAAUUUGGGUUGUCAGUAGCUGCUGAGGAGAUUUCUUUGAGAGUCAACAAGGUACAUGGAGCAGUUGUGCAGCACUCUGCAGUUAUGGAUCCUUCACAUUCAGUCCUCUGUUUCAUAUCUCAGAAAAUGUUCUGGCGUUAUCGAGGCGGAAGAACUGCUCAAGUUAAUUCAUUUUCAGCAAAUUCAAUUGAACACAGUAAACUGUAUGUAUGGUUACAGCAAAAGCUGCUUGUUCUCAAAGGCAUUAGAAAGUCCUGUUUAUGUUGAAUUGUAUUUCAAGUGUCAUUUUAAAAGGGGAAAUGUUGAGCUCAAACCUGAAUCCCUGUAACCUUGGAGCAGCGAUAUGAUUGCCUGAUUUCCUACACUAACACGAAUCAGCAAUUACAUUACAGGAUUGAAGGACAGAGCCAGAACAUUUGCAGUGUUUGAAAACGCUUGUUUAAAAUGUGUUAUAAGACAUCCUCAAGAUAUCGGUAUUCCUCAGGAAUAAUAAGCCAUGUCUCCAGCUGUCAACAGAAAAGUACAACAAUUCAGACUCAUUUAUUGAAGUCUAGCUGAAAGAGUGAAGACCUUCACUGGAGGCUCCACUUAAUUCCAUUCGAACCUUCAGUAAAUUUCUCAGUAAAGGUUUGAAAGAUUUCAGUCAAACAUAAUAUAACUACACUUGUCCUUCCUGAUAAAAACUGUGAUAUGAAGAGUGUUAUUCUGUGAGGCGACACAGCUAGGCAGCUGCACUCAAAAUGAAUGAUUGUAGUAAAAAAUAAAUUAAAAAUAAAGUCUCCUGGAGCCAAAAAUCAGUUUUAUUUAGUAAGGAUUUAGUUAAAAAAGAGUUGUUACAUCUUGAUGUUUAUUUUUUUCUGGUGAAUGUUAUUUUACAACUUUUGUUGUUGCUUGUAAGAAGAGAAAAUAUGUUUUAAAUGAUCAAUGUGUCUUAUUGCAAUGAAAACAUGUGUAAGACAGUUACUGAGAGAUGAUGAUUAAAUGAUGUGUGCUGAAACUCCACCAGAGCUGGAAUGAUACACUGAAAACAUGAGACAUGAACGGUGGUGUUGUGGAGAACCGCAGCUCUGAGACGCUGAUGUGCGUAUUCAACUGCAUAAAUGAUCAGUUUGGCACUUUACUUGAAGAGAGGAUCUACAUGAGUCUCUUUGUGUGCGUUUGUUCCUUCAGUGUCCUUGCUGAGAUGUAGCGACGGUCAGUGAUCACCCUUGUAGCAGCCGCCUGCUGGGACUUGACCUGCUGUGGUCUGCAUGUCAACAUGUCAA